CGGGUGAGCUCAUGGAGCCGCGUGGGGAGGGGACGGCGAGGGGGAGCCGGUGUCUGCGCCGCAGCAGCCUUCAGAGCACAGGGGCUGGCGGCUUCCCUGCCGGGCAGAGGAUGAGCGAAGCCCCCGGCGGACUGGAGCAGGAGGAUUUUCCAGCUGGGACAGACCAUGAGCAAUGACUUGACUGCCUGGGACAACACGACCGAGAGCACAACGACAGUGCCCGGCGAGGUGAACACGCAAGAUGGGUAUGUGCUGCUCCUCGUGCUGCUCUCCAUCUUCAUCGGAGGGACCCUGGUCCUGCUGUCCGGGAUCCUGAUUAUCUGCCGCCGGUGCUGCCAGACGGACCGCAGGCACUCCAGAGCCAGUGAUGACCCUGAGAAAACCAAUACCACGUACCUGGAUGACUCUCAGCCUCCGCAAGAGAUCACCAUCAAGGUGGACGACCCAGACUGCCUGUCGGCCUCCAGCUACCGGGAUGUGGAGACGGAGCGUUUCCUCUCGUCCAGCUCCUCCACCGGGCGCCGCGUCUCCUUCAACGAGGCCGCGCUCUUCGAGCAGAGCAAGAAGACCCAAGAGAAGGGGAGGAGGUACACGCUGACCGAGGGGGAUUUCCACCAUCUCAAGAACGCCCGGCUGACCCACCUCCACGUCCCGCCGCCUGCUCUCAGAAUCAUCACCAUCCACGAGUGUGAGUCGAGCGAGAACAGCCUGGCCAUGUCGCCCCGCCUGCCCCCGCCCAAGCCCGGCCUCGCCAUCUUCCAGCCCCCAGGGGGCACCCUGCCCCAGACAGCCCUGACCGCCCACGCCAUGUGCCCCAGUUCCGCCCUGCCUGGCGACACCUACAACUCCACCGUGGACACCAGCUUCGCCGAAGCCAGCCCAUCUAUCUCCUCCUCCUCUGGAGAGAGCCCUUUGUUUGAAGGGGCUGCCAGGAGUGCGAAAGGCACCGGAGCGGGCGGCGCCGGACCCGGGGAGCCCCCACCACCCCCUCCCCAGGGCACCGUGCUGCAGUUCUUCACCCGCCUGCGGCGUCACGCCAGCCUCGAGGGCGCCAGCCCCUACUUCAAGAUCAAGAAGUGGAAGAUUGAGAGCAACCAGCGGGCGUCCAGCCUGGACACCAGAGGCUCACCCAAGCGGCGUCAGUUCCAGAGGCAGCGGGCGGCGAGCGAGAGCAUGGAGCAGGAGGACAGAGACGCCCAUCAGACAGGCAUCAUCCAGUACAUUGCCCGGACAGAUGACAUAGCCUUCCGCCCCAUGGCUGGGCCCUUCCUGCCAUCCCCCUCCAGCCCCCCACCCUCUCUCGGCAGGUUAGAGCCAGCAGAGGCGGGCGGGGGCAGCGUCCCCGAGGCGCCCAGCACGGAGCAGCAGACCAUCUACCACGACAUCUGGAGCCUGCGGGCCUCCCUGGAGCUGUAUGCCUCGUCCGAGCAGAGCAACGACCGGGACUCCGUGCGCAGCGACGGGGGUGACAGCGUCUGCUCGGCCGGGGGCGGCAUCCCCGGCUUCCCUUCUUCCCUGGAGGAAACUGAGGGCCUGGACGAGCGGCCGUGGGGCCGGCCCAGGCAGGAGAGUGCGGAAGCAGAGCCGGGCACACGCAAGCUGCUGCAGAUGGACAGCGGCUACGCCUCCAUCGAGGCGCCAAGCCGGGCGGGUGAGGACGGGCGCCCCAAGGACCAGACGGCCUCAGAGAAGCGCAUCUGCUUCACCAGCGCUGGGCGCAAGGGCACCAUCUUCGAGAGCUUUGAGGGGCAUGAGCCCGAGGAAGAGGAGGAGGAAGAGGGGGCGGUGGGGGGGCCACUGCCCCACAGCCCCCUGGCCUGGUCCCCCUAUGGGCAGAUGUUCCCAGCUCGGGACGCGCUGCCCCGGCGGGACUACAGCAUCGACGAGAAGACGGACGCCCUCUUCAACGCCUUCGUCCGUCACGACCCGCAGUUUGAUGACUCGCCCCUGCGCGCCAAGCACCGCUCCCGCACUCACUUGCGCAAACAGUGGCAGCGCUCCAAGCAGUACAGCGACCCCGGCGUGCGCUACCCACCCGCCCUGGAGCGCCACCGGACCCCGCUGCGCCGGGGAGACAGCCUCAACUACCCACCCGACAGCCGCUACCACGGCACUCUGCCUCGCAUCGUCAGCACCGAGGAGGCGGGCGAGGUCGGGGACGGCUCCGCCGUGGCUGACGCCGACGCCAAGAUCCAGGUGAUAGAGGAGGAGCCGUCCGAACUGGCUGGGGACCCCAAGCUGGCUUCCGAUCCGUAUGACGAAGACUGCCCUGGCAAUGGCCAGGGCCCGGGCUGCGGCCCCCAGCCCCUAGGGUCUGAGCUGAUGGACAAGAUCAUGGGGGGGUUCGAGGACAGGCUGUACGGGCACUUGAGAAAAUCGAGAGAGAGUCCGGAGUGUCUGGUGGCCGUGGCCUCUCCCGACCACAGCCCCGUCUAGGGGGCAGGGGAGCAGACCGAGCUCGCUCAUCCACUGAGUCAGGCUUCAGGGCUUCAACCCCUUCCACAGCUGGCACUGCCACCACGUUCAGGGCGUUCGAAGGGUGGCAGGGGGGUGCGGAUCUGCCUGGACAGACGUGCCCCGUUCGAGGGGAUCGGGCUCUGCCCGGACGUUCCCGUCACCUUGGAACGGUCCAGGGCGGGGGGCAGACUCAGCCCGCCCUGUUUGUCUGGAAUGGGGGGUCCACUUGGAUGUACCCACUGCAUUCAAGGGCUUUGAGGGGCGCAGAUCUGUACAGAGGUACCCGCCACGUGGGCGGGGUCCAGGGGGGCACAGAUCCACCCAGACGUACCCACCCCAGGGUCCUGGGGGGCACAGAUCCACCCAGACACACCUGCAAUGUGGGUGGGUUCCAGGGGACACAGAUCCACCCAGACACACCUGCAAUGUAGGUGGGUUCCAGGGGACACAGAUCCACCCAGACACACCUGCCCCAUGGGUGGGGUCCAGGGGGGGAUCCCCGGUGAAGCAGCCCCUACCCCCGGGCAGGCCUGGCAGCCGGAAGGGGUUGUUACGGAGGGGAGGAAUGUUUGCCAAAGCAGGCGACUCUUUUCAAGGCACCUGUAUUAAUAACCCCCCCAAACUCUUACCUCACGCCGUAGAGCUGUGUAGCACAUACGACACCCCCCCCAAUCCUGGGGCACGGCCCCCUCCCCUGCACACCCCAUGCCCCCCCACCCUCCUCUCUCUCUCUCUGAUUUUUUACAAGCAAUAACGUCUCUGUCCGGAAUCGUCCUCGCACAGAAGGGACCGGGGCUGGGAUCCGCGGUGCUGGGAGUGGAGGGGGAGGGGAGAUGGGCCAAGCCCCCCCCGAGCUGGCAACAGAGCCACCCCUGGGCUGGCGGCCUCCCCCUCCUUUUGAUUUUGUCCACACUGAAGGAGGGGGAGGGCAGCUCCAAAAUUGUUCCUGGAGGGAGGAGUCGCUCGGGGCAGCAAAGCAUGGGGGGCGGGGGGAGUUUGAGGGCUGGGAAAGCUGGUGCCCCCCUUGUGCCAGUCACCUCCCUCCUCCCACCCUGGGGUAACCUCGAGCCAGGGCAGGGCUCGUGGGCUCUAAGCUGGACGCUCUGGUGCUAGGACCCACAGGAAAGGGGGCACAUGGAGCUGGAGAGGGGCCCAGGAGGUGAUGGUCCAUAGGGGAGGAAAGGGGGAGUGAAGCUGAGGCUUCCAAUGGGACAGGCCCUUCAGCAACUGCUGCUAGAAAUAUCUCGUUCUCCAGGUGCCAAAUUGAGGGCGGGCCGGAUACCCACACAGUGCCAUGGGGGGCGGGGGGGGGCAGGAACUAGAGCCUAUCCCAGAUGUGUCUGCUUCCUGGGGGAGGGGGGAAUGCUUGCUCCCCAUUCCCCCCAAAACUAACCAGCUCCCCCUUUCUCCCUCCCUAAAUUACUGGGCCCAAAUGGGAGAGGGGCCUGGAUCGAGCAUGCCUCGGUGCAGGAGGGAAGGAAGUGGUGGUAAGAUGGGGCAAAGGGGGAGUCAGAUCUCCUAACUCCCCUUCUCCCCCCAACAACCUUAUACCUGGAAAGCCAAGGCCCCCGCUCCUCCUUGAACUGCUCCCUGCCCCCAACUGGCUCCCCCCAAUCUCCCCCAGGGAGCAAAGCGAUGGGCUUUAUUUAUUAUUUAUUGAUUUUUAUAGAACUGGAUGGAUUUGCUGCUCCACGGGGGGGCGGGUUCAGCUUUUUAUUGGGUUUUGUUCAUGUUUCAAAGGAUGAGAAGCAAAAAGCUUUAUUAUCCAUAAGACUCGGUCAGCGCAGGGGCGGGGAGAUGCCAGCCACAUGUGUAUCCCCCCCACCUUGGUGCUCUCGUCACCCCCGUUCCCGGCUGCGCUUCGACCUUUGCAUGCGAUCAAAGAGGCCGGGUCGUUCCUCUGCAGAGUCUGUCCAAAGCACUAACAUGAAACCACAACUCAGCCUUUUUAAACCUAUAAAGAAAGACCAAGUGUC
Messenger RNA from Trachemys scripta elegans, 4433 nucleotides. It is a transcript of the gene CBARP, whose product is annotated as CACN subunit beta associated regulatory protein. Gene Ontology annotation, cellular component: secretory granule; plasma membrane. The transcript is spliced from 10 exons. Gene Ontology annotation, biological process: negative regulation of voltage-gated calcium channel activity; negative regulation of calcium ion-dependent exocytosis. Lineage: Eukaryota; Metazoa; Chordata; Testudines; Emydidae. Gene Ontology annotation, molecular function: transmembrane transporter binding. The record is from RefSeq and is a predicted model, not a curated record. Bases 166 to 2436 code for a protein of 756 amino acids.